UUAUCACUUGCAAGGUUUCCACAAGGUAGUUUGCAGUGAAAUCCGCAGUCCCGUAGCCCAUAACUUGUCCAAAAUGUCAUCGGUACCUCGCAGUGAUCAGGAGAAACGGAAACAAAUCAGUGUCCGAGGGAUUGCUGGAGUUGAAAACAUCGCUGAAGUGAAAAAGACUUUUAAUCGGCAUUUGCAUUACACUCUGGUAAAAGACAGAAAUGUUGCUACCCAAAGAGAUUAUUAUUUUGCUUUGGCUCAUACUGUGAAGGAUCAUCUAGUCAGCCGAUGGAUUCGAACGCAACAAUAUUAUUAUGAAAAAGAUCCGAAGAGAAUAUACUACCUUUCCCUUGAAUAUUAUAUGGGACGGACUCUUACAAACACCAUGAUUAAUCUCAACGUCCAGAGUGCAUGUGAUGAAGCUCUCUACCAGCUUGGCUUAGAUAUUGAAGAUCUAGAAGACAUGGAAGAAGAUGCUGGAUUAGGAAAUGGAGGUCUUGGUAGAUUGGCGGCUUGUUUCUUGGAUUCGAUGGCAACUUUGGGCCUGGCCGCAUAUGGAUAUGGAAUGCGAUAUGAAUAUGGCAUAUUUUCACAGCGCAUUAAAAACGGAGAGCAGAUUGAGGAACCCGAUGACUGGUUAAGAUUUGGAAACCCAUGGGAGAAAGCCAGACCCGAAUAUACCCUACCCGUGAAUUUUUAUGGUCGUGUAGAACAGACUGAUAAAGGUUGCAAAUGGGUAGACACGCAGAUUGUGUUCGCUAUUCCAUACGAUAAUCCCAUACCUGGCUUUAGGAACAAUAUUGUGAACACAAUGCGAUUGUGGUCGGCCAAGUCUCCCAAUAGUUUCAAUUUAAGGUUUUUCAACGAUGGUGAUUAUAUUCAAGCUGUAUUGGACAGAAAUUACGCAGAAAACAUCUCAAGGGUUUUGUAUCCCAAUGAUAAUUUCUUUGAAGGCAAGGAAUUGAGGCUUAAACAAGAAUACUUCAUGGUAGCAGCGACUCUGCAAGAUAUUAUCAGACGUUACAAGUCAUCAAAGUUUGGAAGUAGAGAUGCUGUUCGAACUUGCUUCGACGCCUUCCCAGACAAAGUUGCUAUUCAGCUAAAUGAUACUCAUCCUGCUAUGGCAAUUCCAGAGCUUAUGCGGAUACUUGUAGAUGUUGAAGGUGUUACAUGGGAUAAGGCUUGGGACAUCACAACUAGAACGUGUGCUUAUACGAAUCAUACUGUAUUGCCUGAAGCACUUGAAAGAUGGCCUGUGAGUAUGCUGGAAAAUAUUCUUCCUAGACAUCUCCAAAUCAUGUAUGAAAUUAAUGCAAGAUUCCUCGAAAAAGUAUCCAAAAGGUGGCCCGGAGAUGUUGAUAGAUUGCGAAGGAUGUCUUUAGUAGAAGAGUAUGGGGAAAAGCGAAUCAAUAUGGCUCACUUGGCCAUAGUGGGCUCCCACGCUGUCAAUGGGGCGGCUUGUUUCUUGGAUUCGAUGGCAACUUUGGGCCUGGCCGCAUAUGGAUAUGGGUUGCGAUAUGAAUAUGGCAUAUUUUCACAGCGCAUUAAAAACGGAGAGCAGAUUGAGGAACCCGAUGACUGGUUAAGAUUUGGAAACCCAUGGGAGAAAGCCAGACCCGAAUAUACCCUACCCGUGAAUUUUUAUGGUCGUGUAGAACAGACUGAUAAAGGUUGCAAAUGGGUAGACACGCAGAUUGUGUUCGCUAUUCCAUACGAUAAUCCCAUACCUGGCUUUAGGAACAAUAUUGUGAACACAAUGCGAUUGUGGUCGGCCAAGUCUCCCAACAGUUUCAAUUUAAGGUUUUUCAACGAUGGUGAUUAUAUUCAAGCUGUAUUGGACAGAAAUUACGCAGAAAACAUCUCAAGGGUUUUGUAUCCCAAUGAUAAUUUCUUUGAAGGCAAGGAAUUGAGGCUUAAACAAGAAUACUUCAUGGUAGCAGCGACUCUGCAAGAUAUCAUCAGACGUUACAAGUCAUCAAAGUUUGGAAGUAGAGAUGCUGUCCGAACUUGCUUCGACGCCUUCCCAGACAAAGUUGCUAUUCAGCUAAAUGAUACUCAUCCUGCUAUGGCAAUUCCAGAGCUUAUGCGGAUACUUGUAGAUGUUGAAGGUGUUACAUGGGAUAAGGCUUGGGACAUCACAACUAGAACGUGUGCUUAUACGAAUCACACUGUAUUGCCUGAAGCGCUUGAAAGAUGGCCUGUUAGUAUGCUGGAAAAUAUUCUUCCUAGACAUCUCCAAAUCAUGUAUGAAAUUAAUGCAAGAUUCCUCGAAAAAGUAUCCAAAAGGUGGCCCGGAGAUGUUGAUAGAUUGCGAAGGAUGUCUUUAGUAGAAGAGUAUGGGGAAAAGCGAAUCAAUAUGGCUCACUUGGCCAUAGUGGGCUCCCACGCUGUCAAUGGAGUAGCUGCCAUUCAUUCGGAGAUUAUUAAGAAAGAUAUUUUCCGUGAUUUUUCUGAAAUGUAUCCUGAAAGAUUCCAGAAUAAGACCAAUGGUAUUACACCUCGUCGUUGGCUGCUAUUGUGUAAUCCAAGUUUAGCAGAUGCCAUCGCUGAGCGAAUCGGUGAUAAAUGGACCACUCAUCUUGAAGAGCUCGCACAAUUGAAGAAGUUUGUCAACGAUGCAUCUUUCAUUCGUACCAUUCAUAAAAUUAAGCAGGAAAAUAAACUUAAAGUUGCUGCUUAUUUAACCAAAGAAACUGGAGUGAAUGUCAAUCCUGCGUCAAUGUUUGACAUACAAGUGAAACGAAUUCAUGAGUACAAGAGGCAGUUGUUGAAUUGCUUACAUAUAAUUACUCUAUACAAUAGAAUUAAGAAAAAUCCAAAUGCACCUUUUGUACCAAGAACAAUAAUGAUUGGUGGUAAGGCUGCUCCAGGAUACCACACAGCAAAGCAAAUAAUAAAAUUGAUUUGCGCCGUUGGAAACGUAGUUAAUAAUGAUCCUGUUGUUGGAGAAAAGUUGAAAGUAAUUUUCUUGGAGAACUACAGAGUUACUCUAGCAGAAAAAAUUAUCCCUGCUGCCGAUUUAAGUGAACAGAUAUCCACUGCUGGUACAGAAGCUUCUGGAACUGGAAAUAUGAAGUUUAUGUUAAAUGGAGCUUUGACUAUUGGAACACUAGACGGUGCUAACAUCGAAAUGAAAGAAGAAAUGGGUGCCGAGAAUAUCUUCAUCUUUGGUAUGACAGUUGAUGAAGUUGAAGCUUUGAAGAGGAAAGGGUAUAAUGCUUGGGAUUACUACAACAGUAACCCAGAGUUAAAACAAGCUGUUGAUCAGAUCAGUGGAGGAUAUUUUAGUCCUAAUAAUCCGGACCAGUUCAAAGAUUUGACAAAUAUUUUGCUAAACCAUGACAGGUUUUUCCUAUUUGCUGAUUAUGAUGCUUAUAUUAAGUGCCAAGAGCGAGUGAGUGACAUGUUCACGAAUACUGAAGAAUGGACAAAGAUGGCAAUAAUGAACAUAGCUUCGUCCGGAAAAUUUUCAAGUGAUCGCACAAUUGCAGAAUAUGCAAGGGAAAUUUGGGGCGUUGAACCUAGUUGGGAGAAGUUACCUGCUCCUCAUGAAACCAGAGAGUGAUAAUAUUAAAGGCCUGCCUCAUUUUCUUCCUGAUGUUUUGAGGUUUAUCUUAAAGCUGCACAGUACAUGGUUUGUUUUAGUGGAUGCUUUUUGAACAAAGUAUUUAAGGACUGCUUUGAAUAUGUUGCCACAAUGCUCCAGGAAUGAGUGAUAUCAACACACAGUUGGAAAACUGAAGUGCCAUUUUAAAACUUGUUCAAGUUUUUUUUUUUUUUUUUUCAUUUAUGCUUACAUAUGCAAGUGUCUCAAUUGUUCUCAUCCUACUUGUUCCUAUUUAUGUUUCAGAGUCAAAAGUAUUUUAUUUUCAUUUUAAAGAUAACAUCAUAAAAAUAUCAGGAAUCUCUUGGAUGCCAAUUGGUCUCCUUCUUUUUAAGUCCUAAUUAUUAAAAUUCACUGUGGAAUGUUUUUACAAUUAUUGAAAUAUUAAUGUUUACAAGAAUUGCAUUUUGUCGCCUAGUAAAAUGUGAUCGCUUUUAUAAUGUUCUGGAGCAUAUAUUCAUGCAGUAGAUACCCAUAAAUAUUUUGUAUAUAGAUAUAUAUUGUUGUUAAAUAUAUAAAAAAUUAAUGUUCUUUUUUCUUCCAAAAUGCUUGACUGCAUUUUCAGUUUAAAUAAAAUUCUAAAGUUUUGUUGUA
Messenger RNA from Uloborus diversus, 4186 nucleotides. RefSeq names its product glycogen phosphorylase-like. Gene Ontology annotation, molecular function: glycogen phosphorylase activity; pyridoxal phosphate binding. Gene Ontology annotation, cellular component: cytoplasm. The record is from RefSeq and is a predicted model, not a curated record. Gene Ontology annotation, biological process: glycogen catabolic process. Lineage: Eukaryota; Metazoa; Arthropoda; Arachnida; Araneae; Uloboridae.